UGGGGCAAAAGCAGCUGCGGGUCGGGACAGGCACAGGAGCCGGGGAGCUGCUCAGACCCGGGCACGUAAAUCAACCCGUGCCGAACCCUCCCUCCCCAAAACACCUUCUGCCUGCCUUUACAACCUCCUUCCUUCGCAAGCAAAGCAAAACUUUCGGCCUCUGGGAAGCUGCGGCGCAAUGCAAGCAGCGACCUGUCGGCAGAGCUGAGCUGCGGAGAGCAGAACCGGCAAUUACCGAGGGCAAGGCCGGGCUCGGGGCUCCGCUGUCAGCCAGCAGCUAUGCUGCAGAACAGGAUGCCGGAUUAAGGAUCUCCUAUCGGCCGAGCCGUGCCCGGGACAGCAGGGGACAGCAGCGAAGGGAAGGAGCUGGGUGGCACCGGCAGAGCCGGCCCAGCUCACGCCCAGCGCUCCGGGUUUGGGGGUUCAGCAGCGCUGGGGCAGCAGGAAAAGCGCCGGGCAGGGCUGCAGGAUGAGCUGCACCCGGGCUGGGCGCAGGUGAGGGGCCAGGGAUCGCCUGGCAGGACGGACCUGCCCAGCACUCCGCCUUAUCUGCGGCGGAGCGCGGUUAAUGUGUAACCCGGCCGUGUUUGGUUAGCCCAGAAAAGUAAAGAAGUCCUGGGAUAGGCACGGCCGGGACGAGGAAUUUGCCAGCACGGAACGACGGACAGCCCGCCAGGACAUUCCUGCCGUGCCAGCCUCCAGGGCAGCCCAGGCUAUGCCCAGGAAGGAGCUGGGGAUGGCUGGCUGCAACUCUGGCAGCUGUGACAGCAUGGUCAGCACAGCCUCCAACCACUCCCAGCGGAGUGACAACAGCUAUGACUAUUUAUCUGUGGAAGAGAAGGAGUGUUUGAUGUUCCUGGAGGAAACCAUUGGCUCACUGGAUGCAGAGGGGGACAGUGGGGUGUCCACAGACGACACCGACUACGGGGAGCCCUCCAAGCCCAGGAGAGGCCCUGUGCCCCGGGAUCUGGGGAACAACACUCCCCCUGCAAGCAGAGCCCAGCAGCAUGGGGCUGAACAGAGGAGUGGCAAAAUCAUCCCUGCCCCUUCCAGCUCAGCCCCAGCAGCUGCUCCAGGCCCAAGGAACAUCCCUGCAGCAAAUGGAGAUUCUGGCAGACAAGGAGGUGUCCCCACGGUGCCAGCAGGAAAACCAGCCCAGGAGGUGCUCAAGAAGGGCAGGCUGGACCUAGGAAUCCACACCAAGUCCGUGAUUAUCCAACCUCCAGACCCCUUCCAGGAUGAGCUGGAGUGGUCACGCAGCCAGCGCUCAGAUGCCAAGGGGGAGGCACCCAAGGAGACCAAGACUUGGACUUCAUGGGGCCACCUGGAGAAAUCCACACUGGAGGAGGCCCCUCAGGACCCCGAUGCCAAACGUGGGCCUCCGACCGCCCCCAAACCGCGGAAAUUGCCACCAAACAUCAUCCUGAAAACCAGCAGGAGCAGCCCCGUGCCGGAGCAUAACCAGAAGGUAAAAACAGCACCUCCACCCUCAGCCACCUGCCAGGCCAGCCCUGCCAGCGACAGCACUGCUGAGAAGGGCAAUCCAGGCCACCUCGACCCCAAGGAGAAGGAGAAAGCCCGACGGGAGGCCCUGGAGAAGCUGGGACUGUCCCAGGACAGGCGGGAGCCCAGCGCCCACCUCCAUCCCCAGCCCAGGGAGGCACCACAGCCUGGCACAGGGAUCCGCCAGAUCCCCUUCAAAUCCAACACGCUGGAGCGCUCUGGGGUGGGGCUGGGCAGCUCCAUGGGCGGCCCCAAGGAGCAGAACGGGCGCAGCAGCAGCAGCUCCCUGGGCAAGAUGUCCUUCAUCGAGCGCCUGGCGCCCAGCUUCCUCCGCAGCCGGCCCCGGCCCGCCUCCCUCGGGGCUGGGAAGGACUUUGGGGGCCCCAAGGAGCAGGAGGAGAAGGACAAGAGCAGCAAGAGGAGGUCCCACCCUCUGCCCAGCUUCCCCAGGCCGCCGCGCUCCGCUGUCAGCGUGAAGAUCUCGCCCAAAGGCGCGGCCGACGAGAACCGGCGCGAGGCGCUCAAGAAGUUGGGGCUGCUCAAGGAGUAGCUGGUGGGGCUGGUGGAAAAGGGGAUUUUCACCCCAAAUCCAGUGUCCUGUGCAGCAUCUGCUGCCAGAGGUGCUGGGAGCUUCAUAAAGGAAGGCGGCGUGUACAGAAUAUUUUGUAUAUAGCAGGUGUACGUGGGAUAUUUAUACAAAGCAGUUCUCAGCGUGGAUGGGGUGUGUUCUCCUGCAAGGGCUUUAGUGCUUUUGGGGAUCCAUCAAAAAAAGGAGGCUGUGGAAUUUGGGGUUUGGCUUGUUUUCAAAAGGGUUGCCUGUGGAUAAAAGCGUCUCUGGGAAGAACUGCUGGACUUUGCUGCUCUUUUCGGACUUUUUUUGGUUUUUUUUAUUAAUUUUAUCACAGCCUCUGAGAGCUAAGCACUCACCUGCCAUGUGAAAGUGCCUUGCAAAACCAUCACUGCCUGCUGGGUGGGCUGGAGGGCUGCCCAGACUGCAAAGUGCCUUGCAAAACCAUCCCUGCCUCCCUGGCACACUCUGCUCUCCCACCCAGCCCUGACCACCUGCAUCCAGCCCCUGGAAGAGGCUUGAACUGCAGGAAAACACCGCUGAGGAGGCCAGAAGCUGUGCUGGUGUCAGAUCCAGAAGUGCUGCCCAAAAUGGGGCAGAUGCAAGGCUGGGACAGCUCCAGCUCAUCCCUUCUGAGCUGUCCUGGCCCCUCUGAUGCUGCCAACACCUUGCUGCUCACCCUGGGGAACAGAGGUGGCUGAUGUCCCUAAAUAAACCUGUGUGUGACCACAAA
Melospiza melodia melodia is the source of this 2804-nucleotide messenger RNA. It is a transcript of the gene C28H1orf116, whose product is annotated as chromosome 28 C1orf116 homolog. The transcript is spliced from 4 exons. The coding region runs from base 716 to 2053 and encodes 445 amino acids. Gene Ontology annotation, cellular component: cytoplasm. Lineage: Eukaryota; Metazoa; Chordata; Aves; Passeriformes; Passerellidae. The record is from RefSeq and is a predicted model, not a curated record.